Messenger RNA from Oryza sativa Japonica Group (Japanese rice), 1598 nucleotides. RefSeq lists its product as uncharacterized. The record is from RefSeq and is a predicted model, not a curated record. Lineage: Eukaryota; Viridiplantae; Streptophyta; Magnoliopsida; Poales; Poaceae.
AGUUCGCGGACCACACGCCCCCCCACCCCCCGCCUGCCGCCUGGCCCGGCUGCCGCCAAGUGUCCGCCGCCGCGUCGUGUCGCGUCGCGUCGCUCGGCCCGCCUCGCCUCGCCUCGCCACCAAUAUCUCCCCCCAACCUCGCCGCGCAACGCGCACCCCCCGCGUCGAACACCCGAGGACCGGGAGCCCGCGAUGGCGAUGGCGAUGGCCUGCCUCAACCCUCUCGCGCUCUCCCCGCGCCUGGCCUACGGCGGUAGAGCGGCCCCGCGGCGCUGCUGCUCGGUGGUGGUGCCCACAUCCUCCGCGCGCGCCGCGGCGGGUCGCUGCAGAUGGCGGCUCGCGGCGGUGGCGGAGGAGCCGCAGGCCGUGCGGCAGCAGGAGCAGCAGCAGCGGACGGAGGGGUCGGGUGAGGCCGGCGCGGAGGCGGCGGCCGACGCCUCGUCCAAGCUAGUUCUCGUCGUCGGCGGGACCGGCGGCGUAGGGCAGUUGGUGGUGGCAUCUUUACUGAGCAGGAACAUCAAGACAAGGUUGUUGCUAAGAGAUCCUGCAAAGGCAGUGACCCUAUUCGGCGAGCAAGAUGAGAGCGUAUUUCAGGCUUACAAGGCUGACACGAGAAAUGCUGCAGAAUUGGAUCCAGAAAUAUUUGAGGGAGUUACGCAUGUCAUCUGCACUACUGGAACUACAGCAUUCCCUUCAAAGCGCUGGGAUGGGGAUAACACUCCUGAACGUGUUGAUUGGGAUGGCACCCGUAAUCUGGUGAGCGCCAUGCCACGGACAAUCAAGAGACUGGUUCUGGUGUCAUCCAUCGGCGUUACAAAAUACAAUGAACUACCAUGGAGUAUCAUGAAUCUGUUUGGUGUGCUUAAGUACAAGAAGAUGGCAGAGGACUUUGUCCAGAACUCAGGCAUACCUUUCACCAUCAUAAGGCCUGGGAGAUUAACCGAUGGACCCUACACUUCUUAUGACCUUAACACACUUCUUCAAGCUACUGCUGGAGAAAGACGGGCAGUUGUCAUGGGCGAAGGUGACAAGCUUGUGGGAGAAGCAAGCAGACUGGUGGUGGCAGAAGCCUGUAUCCAAGCUUUGGAUAUUGAAUUCACAGAAGGACAAAUAUACGAGAUCAACUCGGUGAAGGGCGAAGGACCUGGGAGCGACCCAGAGAAAUGGAAGGAGCUGUUCAGAGCUGUUCAAUGAAAUUAAUGGCAUUAGCUCACCCUCAUCGUGAUGUAUUUUGUUCAUGUAUAGUGUACUUUAGUGGAAUUCCAUUGAGGUAGUUUAGUCCAUUGUAGUUAACUAGUAGUGUACAAUUCAUAUCAUCAUGUAAUGAGAUUUUAGCAAUUCUAAUCCCAAGACCGCAUUGGUGGUAAUUAGAUUUGGUACUACCACUGUCCCAAAAGGAUUUCAUUUCUAGCCAUGCAUUUGGGCAAGUAUUAGGUGUAUAUUGGGCAGGUAUUAGGUGCAUAGUCAAAAGUAAAAUCUUUUACGGGCAAAGGUAGGUAGUAAAAUGAAGUAAUAACUUUUUGGCUAUGUAUCGGAUAUAUUCUUUUCCAGACAUAUAGCUAAAAGUUGCAGAUGGAGAGAGGUGUAAUUGGCAUUCA